Messenger RNA from Linum trigynum, 2994 nucleotides. Lineage: Eukaryota; Viridiplantae; Streptophyta; Magnoliopsida; Malpighiales; Linaceae. The record is from the annotation of a GenBank genome assembly.
AAACCGACCAAUGUAUAGUGUAUAACAGUAUAGCCCUUAAUUUGAACGAUGUGAAAACGGUGCCGGCUUGCAUGUGAAUUUUUUUGUUCAUCCGGAAACGAAACCAACGUAACACAGCACUUCCUGUCUCGCGGCUUACCAAAACCCUAAACCCCAUUGCCCUGUCGUUAAUUCAAUCGGUCCGUUCCAUUUCUGGCUUCAAUCCUAAAUUCCAAAAUCGCCAGUUCAGUUUGUUGACUUCCAGUCGCGGCAACGGCUUGCCCGAAGCUUUCAAGCAGAGGGUGGAAGAAGGGUGCAACGGAAGACUGUUUACAGUUGGGAAAGGGGAGGACAUGGCAUACGGUGGUGCGGGCUCGGCGAUGACCGCCGGAGCGGGGCCGGCGCCGGCAAUAAGGCAAGUGAAAUUGGAAAAGGAGAGUGAACUUAGAAUUGAAGCCGCCCACGAGACGCCGCUUCGAUUGAGGCUCCUAAACGGUACAGCUGAAAUCUUUGGCACUGAGCUUCCACGUGAAAUCUGGCUCACAUUCCCUCCUCGCUUGAAGUUCGCUGUGUUUACUUGGUACGGAGCUACAAUUGAGCUGGAUGGCGCCACGGAAACCGACUACACAGCUGAUGAGACACCUAUGGUUAGUUAUGUCAAUGUUCAUGCUAUACUUGAGGGGAGAAGGAUCCAAGCUAAAGCUUCUUCUUCAGGUGACUCUGAACCCACUCAGGGUCCUAGGGUGAUUGUUGUCGGACCUACGGAUUCUGGAAAGAGCUCUUUGUCUAGGAUGCUGCUCAGUUGGGCAGCCAAACAAGGCUGGAAACCUACUUUCGUCGACUUGGAUGUGGGUCAAGGGGCAAUCACAAUUCCUGGAUGCAUUGCUGCUACCCCCAUAGAGUUGCCUAUUGACCCUGUUGAAGGCAUUCCCUUGGACAUGCCUCUAGUUUAUUUUUAUGGUCACACAACUCCCAGUCAAAAUGUGGAGUUAUAUAGAACACUUGUUAAGGAGCUAGCCGAAGUACUGGAGAAACAAUUUACUGGAAAUGCUGAAUCUCGUGCUGCAGGCAUGGUGAUCAAUACAAUGGGAUGGAUAGAAGGCGUAGGCUAUGAGCUGCUUCUUCAUGCCAUUGAUACAUUUCAAGCAAAUGUUGUCUUGGUUUUAGGCCAGGAAAAACUUUUCAGCAUGCUGAGGGAUGUGUUAAGGAAUAAGCCUAACGUGGAUGUCGUCAAACUUCAAAAGUCAGGUGGUGUAGUAUCCAGAACUCAGAAACUCCGCCAGAGAUCCAGGAGUUUCAGGAUUAGGGAAUACUAUUAUGGCAUUUCAAAUGAUCUGUCCCCGCACUCCAAUAUAGCAAACUUCAAUGAUCUGUUCGUAUACCGAGUUGGUGGAGGACCACAAGCCCCUAGAUCUGCUCUCCCAAUUGGUGCUGACCCAGUUGCCAACCCUCUGAGAGUUGCACCUGUAACUAUUGAUGGUGAUUUGCUCCAUGUUGUCCUAGCUGUUUCAUAUGCACAAGAACCAGAUCAAAUUGCCUCUAGUAAUGUUGCUGGGUUCAUCUACGUGACUGACAUUGAUCUUCAGAGAAGGAAAAUGACAUACCUGUCACCGACUGCGGGUGAACUACCGAGCAAGUAUUUGGUGAUGGGAACCUUGACUUGGCUUGAGACCUAAAGCGAACCUCCUCGGUUUAACUCGGCUGGAGGCCCUCAAUACUAAACUUUUCUUCCAUGUCUAUGAUGAACGCAGGGUGGCACCAUUUGUCAGAUCUGUGAGUUAGUUGCCUGUCUCCUUUUGAUUGUUGAAUGUGUGGUUUGAUGAAUGUGAACAGUAUAUGCAAAGGAUUAAACACUUCUUCUAAGCUUUAGUGAGACGGCAUCGUGGUGGGAUUGGUAUUGAAUGGUAACCACCGUGGGUGCGUCCUCAUCCAUCAAUCUGAUGAUGGAUUGGUCAUUGUGGCCUGUGUGAUGGAAAAAUGCGAAUUACGCUUCUGAAAUGUCAGAUGUGAUCCUAAAUGCUACGAACUUGUGACAAACAUAGUCCAUCGAGCUUCAAACCUCCUAGUUCUUUGUAACGUGGACUGACAAUUUCAUUCAUGCGUAUGUCACAAGCACCAUGUAAUCUCGCCUUAAGAAGACCUUCAGCUUUGGUUCCAAUUGCUAUGUAGGGGACCUUGUGUAUGCGUACGACCUAUGCUUGUUCUCUUGAAGAUAAGCUGUCGAGGAUUGAGGUCCUAUGGUUAGAAGGUGGCUGGAAGUUUGAGCGGUUCUAUGGCAUGGUCCAUUGGCCACUCUGAAAGGUCUUACAAGUUCUAUUGCGUUGAGCUUGUAGCCAAUUUAUAUUUUCCUUGUGAUUUUGUGGUCUUAAAAGGAAUAAAAGAGUAUAACCUGAUUUCGUUUGAGUUGGUUUUAUGACGAACAUCGUUCAGUCGUAUAUCUCAAUUGACUAGAUUCCAUAGCAGAUCUUAUUCUUGGCAAGUUCAACAUACCUGAGUAGUCAUAGGCUCAUAGCUUCUGGUCAAUCUAUAUUCCUUAGUGAUUUUUUAAGCUGUAAAACUCAAAAACAGAGUAAAGUAUGAUUUCUUUUAAUUGUUUCUAUGAUAGACACCCUUUUGAUGUCCACUUUGGAUCUCAAUCAAACAAAUUUCUUGUUUGGAGUCCUUGUAUAAAAAUGGAUUAGGUUGUCCAAUGGAUACUUUCAAAUCCUCCAUGACAGAUUUCCAUCUCGAACCUUAUUUCAGUAUAAACAAACUUAAAGUUUGCAUUGACAACUUUUUAGAAUUUUUUUGGGUUAAUUCCAUGGUCACGAGAUUACAAAAAAUGUUCAAGUUUGGUCACUUAGAAAUAUUUAAAUCCAUUGGUGGUGCUUCAGUUUAUUCAAAUCGUUCAUGUUUGGUAACUCUCCGUCCAACUCCAUUCCCUUUAACUGAUGUGGCAGUCAACUCUCAAAGUUGACUGUUAACUUAGUGAUGUGGCAACUAAAAAAUUAUUAAAAAUAAAAAAAAUAAUUUUUU